Diaporthe batatas is the source of this 1611-nucleotide messenger RNA. RefSeq lists its product as uncharacterized. The transcript is spliced from 2 exons. Gene Ontology annotation, molecular function: feruloyl esterase activity. Bases 290 to 1285 code for a protein of 331 amino acids. The record is from RefSeq and is a predicted model, not a curated record. NCBI's taxonomy places the organism in Eukaryota, Fungi, Ascomycota, Sordariomycetes, Diaporthales, Diaporthaceae.
GUGAGUGCUUCAAGACUGUGGAAACACAACAUCUGCCGGAUUUAUCGGCAACCUGAUACGACAAUCAGGCGUUUCGCCACUCGCGUGCUUCCUGUUCUGUCCUUCCCCGAGGGUCAUCUUCUGAGAUCCCAGGGUUCUCAUUCCAGGCGGGACUCCCCUUUUGUAUUACUGAAGCUCGGCCUGUAUCACUUGAGCGGUCGCCGGCCGUCAAUCCAGCCCCAUACGGUGGUGACUGGGCCUAUAGAAUAGACCUUUGGUUGUCCCGCAGUGUGUUUGCAUUGUAUUCAUCAUGUUCAUUGGAAUCCAACACUUUUUGUCUAUACUCCUCACAUCAUGUGCCAGCGGCGCAGUGGCAACGCAAGUCGUCUUGAGCGACGCUUCCACUCAACAGCCUCAGACCGGCAAUGUCGCCCACACACUUCCCACAGACCGCACCUUUCUUCUGAAUGUACCAGCUGCCUAUAGACAUGGGGAGCUACACCCGCUGGUGCUCUCGUUUCAUGGAGCCGGGGGCUUCAGUGAGAAACAACAGCGGAUCACUGAGCUCUCCGAUCCAUCCUUGCACAUUGCAGGAAAACCAUUUCUCACGGCCUACGCACAGGGCGUGAACAAUACUGAGUGGAACAUGAGACACAUUUGGAAGGGCGCGCCGUAUGAAAAUGCUUCUGUUGACGAUAUCGCGUAUGUGUUCGACAUGAUCAAGACCAUUUCGUCCAAAUACACCAUUGACCGCUCUCGCAUCUACGCAUGCGGAAAGUCGAACGGCGGAGGCUUCACCAGCCUUCUGGCAUGCCGCCCAGACACCUCCAGCGUCAUUGCAGCAUUUGCGCCCGUCAGCCCGGCGCUUUACCAGGGCACGUAUGCCUUCCACAACUGCACCCCUUCCAGGGCUGUGCCCAUCUUUCAUGUCCACGGCAUCGAGGAUGUCAUCACCCCAUUCUAUGGUCGGACCCCCGAGGAAGGCAGCUUCGGGCCGGAGCCAGAUGUCCGGCUGUGGCGGCGGCAGUGGGCGGAGCGCAACGGGUGUGCUAGGGGCACCUACCCGGGCCAGUUCCCCCAGCCCGACAGCGUUGAGGAGGUUCACCCGGGCGCGUGGGAGGAAGUCUGGGACUGCCCAGGUGCCGAGGUCAGGACGCUGAGCGUCGAGGGCCUGGGUCAUGCGUGGCCCUCGACCAUCGGGUUGGACCUGGCUGGGCGGCCAAAUCAUACAGCAAACUUCAACCUGACGAAUCAACAUUUGGUGCAGUUCUUUUCUAGGCACUCUCUGGGGAAAGUUCCUGGUUAAUAGGCGGGGUUUUGUUGGUUACCUGGACCGACUUGAUUUUCUCCAUCUGUGAUCUAAGAGGCUAAUGUUUCCUCACUAUCUGUUGUGUUAGCCUGGGAGAACCCUCUCUGUGUGUCUCCAGCGCAUUGGAUAAUCGCUAGGCAGGGUUUAAGAACGGUAGGAUAGGAUUGGAGUGUCUGUGGUUUUCAUACGUAGCACAUUCUCUAUGCCAGAAAUUUGUUUCCUGGGUCAGUAUUCAAAUGUCUAGAACCGGAGUCAACCACUGCCCGCUUUCAUUGUUUAUAUCUUGACCAAAUGAUAUUCUAAGUUUGUAUCCACAAAGUCAC